AUGAUUUGUGCGGUGGCGAUGAUUUUGUGUUCAUUCGCAGCACUUUUGAUACUGUUAGACUUCUUAGUAAAACGAUUUACUACGUACAAUAUUGCCAAAUCAACACAAAGUCUACCGAUGUAUCCAAUUAUUGGGUCAACUAAAUUUUUAUUCAUUUCUCAGGAGAAAUUUUUUGAAUUGGGAAGACAUUAUUGUAGAAUUUUUCCAAAUGUUCAUGUUUUUUGGUCAUUCGGUAUUUUGGUCUAUAACAUUUAUUCAGCUCAUUCGUUUGAGCAAAUUGUCACAGGUCCGAAACAUAUUGAGAAAAGUCCAUAUUACAAAUUUUUGCACCAUUUACUGGGCACUGGGCUACUAACUAGCACCGAUGAAAAAUGGUUUACACGACGAAAACUAUUGACACCAGCAUUUCAUUUCAAUAUUCUGAACGGAUUUCAAUCAACUUUUAAUGAACAAACGGAAAUUCUAUUGAGAGAAAUUCGAGAAAAUGAAAUCAACAAACCCGAAGGCACUCAUUUACAAAAAUUGAUCUCAAGAUUCACAUUAAAUACGAUUUGUCAAUCAUCGAUGGGUAAAUUGUCAAAAAUCGACGAACUUGAUGAUUAUCGAAGUAAAAUCAAUGGAAUUGGGAAAUAUCAAGUAGAACGUAUGACAGUGCCCUGGUACUUACUCGACUGGACUUAUAAUUUAUUUGGAAAUGGUUCGAAAGAAAAAAAAUUAACUGAGCAGGUGCAUGCAUUUACCGGCGGUGUUAUUGCAACAAAAAGAAAAGCGUUUGUUUUGAAUCAAAACAAAACAAAUUCGAAUGAGGAAGAAAAUUCUGCUUAUAGUAAAAAGAGAUAUGCUAUGCUGGAUACACUUCUGAUGGCAGAACAAAAUCAACAAAUUGAUGAAAAUGGUGUGCAAGAAGAGGUUGAUACAUUUGUAUUUGAAGGAAUUGAUACGACAAUGACCGCAAUUACAUUCAUUUUGUUUGCGAUUGCAA
This is a messenger RNA of Contarinia nasturtii (swede midge), 982 nucleotides long. RefSeq names its product cytochrome P450 4p1-like. Lineage: Eukaryota; Metazoa; Arthropoda; Insecta; Diptera; Cecidomyiidae. Gene Ontology annotation, molecular function: heme binding; oxidoreductase activity, acting on paired donors, with incorporation or reduction of molecular oxygen; iron ion binding. The record is from RefSeq and is a predicted model, not a curated record.